GGGGGCGUGGCCACACCUGGGAGGCGUGGCCUGGCGGAGGCGAGGGCUGCGGCGUCCUGGGGCGAGGCGCUGACGUGAGCUCGGCGCACCUGGGCCGGGCAGAACCUUUGAGUGGUCAAGGGAAAGACAAGCCAACUCUUCAGAUCCCUGCGAACACACUGCCUGCUCUUCCAUAUCAUGGCCCUCCACCCCCGCAGAGUCCGACUGAAGCCCUGGCUGGUGGCCCAGGUGGAUAGUGGCCUCUACCCUGGGCUCAUCUGGCUACACAGGGACUCUAAACGCUUCCAGAUUCCCUGGAAACAUGCCACCCGGCAUAGCCCUCAACAAGAAGAGGAAAAUACCAUUUUUAAGGCCUGGGCUGUAGAGACAGGGAAGUACCAGGAAGGGGUGGAUGACCCUGAUCCAGCUAAAUGGAAGGCCCAGCUGCGCUGUGCUCUCAAUAAGAGCAGAGAAUUCAACCUAAUGUAUGAUGGCACCAAGGAGGUGCCCAUGAACCCAGUGAAGAUAUAUCAAGUGUGUGACAUCCCUCAGCCCCAGGGCUCGAUCAUUAACCCAGGAUCCACAGGGUCUGCUCCCUGGGAUGAGAAGGAUAAUGAUGUGGAUGAAGAAGAUGAGGAAGAUGAGCUGGAUCAGUCGCAGCACCAUGUUCCCAUCCAGGACACCUUCCCCUUCCUGAACAUCAAUGGUUCUCCCAUGGCGCCAGCCAGUGUGGGUAAUUGCAGUGUGGGCAACUGCAGCCCUGAGGCAGUGUGGCCCAAAACUGAACCCCUGGAGAUGGAAGUACCCCAGGCACCUAUACAGCCCUUCUAUAGCUCUCCAGAACUGUGGAUCAGCUCUCUCCCAAUGACUGACCUGGACAUCAAGUUUCAGUACCGUGGGAAGGAGUACGGGCAGACCAUGACCGUGAGCAACCCCCAGGGCUGCCGACUCUUCUAUGGGGACCUGGGUCCCAUGCCUGACCAGGAGGAGCUCUUUGGUCCUGUCAGCCUGGAGCAGGUCAAAUUCCCAGGUCCUGAGCAUAUUACCAAUGAGAAGCAGAAGCUCUUCACUAGCAAGCUGCUGGACGUCAUGGACAGAGGACUGAUCCUGGAGGUCAGCGGUCACGCCAUUUAUGCCAUCAGGCUGUGCCAGUGCAAGGUGUACUGGUCUGGGCCAUGUGCCCCAUCACUUGUUGCUCCCAACCUGAUUGAGAGACAAAAGAAGGUCAAGCUAUUUUGUCUGGAAACAUUCCUUAGCGAUCUCAUUGCCCACCAGAAAGGACAGAUAGAAAAGCAGCCACCGUUUGAGAUCUACUUAUGCUUUGGGGAAGAAUGGCCAGAUGGGAAACCCUUGGAAAGGAAACUCAUCUUGGUUCAGGUCAUUCCAGUAGUAGCUCGGAUGAUCUACGAGAUGUUUUCUGGUGAUUUCACACGAUCCUUUGAUAGUGGCAGUGUCCGCCUCCAGAUCUCAACCCCAGACAUCAAAGAUAACAUCGUUGCUCAGCUGAAGCAGCUGUACCGCAUCCUUCAAACCCAGGAGAGCUGGCAGCCCAUGCAGCCCACCCCCAGCAUGCAACUCCCCCCUGCCCUGCCUCCUCAAUAAUCGUGAAUGCCAUCUUCUUCCUUUCCUUUUUUAUAAUAUUGUAUAUAUGGAUUUUUUUAUUGUUUAGAUUUAACCAGCUUUUAAAUCUCUCUUUUCUCUAACAGUGUUAGAAGUCUGUGAUUCUCCAAGUAUGCCUAGAUUUAAAGCUGAUUUAAUUUAUGGAAAAAUCACCCUUCAGACUUUGCUUUUCUUUUUCAAAUCUCCUAAUGGUAGUAUGAUGUAGCACAGUAGAAGGAGAUUUGGCCUGGGAGUUUGGACACCAAGGUUCUAGCUGCAGCUUUGCUGCCAAUGUGACCUUGAACAAGUCCUUUAACCUCUGGGCUUCAGAUUUAUUGCUUAUAAAGUGAAGAGAUUGGAAUGAUGCCUGAAAUUGUAUACAGCUUUAAAACAGACUCGAUGACCUUCUUCUACUUGUACAAGGCUAAACUGCCUGGAACAGAAUCCUUCUGCAUUGUUCUUGUACCACAUUUUUCCUUGGUUUUGUUAAAGUUUCCUCAAGCACUGAUUUGUCCAGGAUCAAGCUCUGUUUGACCUGUUCUGCUAGUAUAGUAAGCUGGCUCCCUGAUGGGGGAAGUGAGAGGGAGAGGAGCUGGCUGGCUGGUUGCUUAGAAACCAUGCUUGAUAUCUAAAUAGAAAUGGGUGCCAAAGUCUGAAAGUCACCCAGCCUGUGGAGUGAAAGCUCACAAAUUUGGCUUCUAAAGGGAAGCUGUUGACACAGAAAGCCUAGGGAUUCUGUGGAAGAAUAGGUUGUCAGGCAUUUACCAUAUUACCACUCAAAUACCAGUGUGUGUGUGUUUAGGGGUUGGGGGAGGGGGGUAGAUGAUAGUAUGUGACUCAGGUGGUAGCUUUAAGAGGAAAGAGCUCUAUUUUUCUUAUUUUCUUCUCUGAGCUAGACUGAGCUGGGGAUCUAAGAUAUACUUCUCUGACUACAAAAGGGACAGUAUAAUUUAGAUUUUUUGCAGUUGAAAGAUAUUGGUUUUUGGGUGUGUUAAGGCAGGGAUGAAGAAGGGCUGGGCAGUACUCUUCUGGAAAGGCUCACAUAGCAGGAACCUGCUUGUCUCCCUUACUAGUGGAGUUAUCUGAGUGUGAACAGUGAAGGUAAAGAGUGGUAUAGAACAAUGCAGGUCUAUCUGUCACAAACUGAUCUUAUCUGGAAACAUCUGCUGAGUCUCUAACCAUUUUGGCUUUCUCUUCUUUUUUGAGACAGAGUCUUGCUUUGUUGCCAGGCUACAGUGCAGUGGCAAAUCACCACUUACUGCAGCUUUAAGCUCCUGGGCUCAAGCAAUCAUCCUGCCCCAGCCUCCUGAGUAGUUGGGACAACAGUCGUGCACUAUGAUGCUUGGCUAAUUUUUUUUUUGUAGAGAUGAGGUCUUGCUAUGUUGCCCAUGCCGGUCUUGAACUCCUGGGCUCAAGCAAUCUGGGACCUAAAUGGCAAAUAAGAUGGUAAUCUGUGGUUGCAAGCCCCAGUCCUCUUGAAUAGUGACGCCUUUCUGUCUGUGUCGGGACGUAGUAAGGAAGCCCAUGUCUAGUCUGGUACCUUUAAACCAGGCCAUCUCCUACUUUUCAAAAUGACUCAAAAGUUGUGCUAGCCUUAUUUUAAAAACUAAAAGUUCAUAAUCAGUGGUGACACGAGGACUUAUUUAUUUAAAGUUCUUAAGCUUUGGUUUUAGAGUUUCUAAGAGACCUGGUGGAAUUUACUAUUAUGAAAAGCAUUACCCAUGCUAUUACGAAAAGCAUGACAAGAUUAAGAAAUCUGGCUAAAGGUCAGGUGCCCAGCUUUGAGGAAAAGUUGGGCUUUUAGGGACCAGGAAGUGUUAAUGGCACAGAAACUUUACAUUUUUUGGGUCAUUUUGUUGAGCAGGUGAAGUGAGGGAUUUGGUCUUGAUAUUUGGCUGCCCCAUCUCUAUGUGGGAGCUCAAAGUUAAAAAUAACCCACUGUAGGUAAAUUAGAAGGGUAGCUUUUGAAUCUGGGCCAGUCUGUAUCCCUUCUGUGAAAUGCUAACAGCCAGGCUAUCUGUAGCCUGGGUGGGAGCCCAGAUAAUGUGAGCUGGUAAAGGGUAUUGGAAAAGUGCCAAGAAAUACCAAGCUUUUGGUUUGUAACCACUGCGAAAAGUUUAUGAACAUGUCAGAGAAAUGGAUGAGUGAUUUGUGAGGGCCUCACUAGAUACCCCAGUUUCUUCCUUGUUUUGGCUCCUUUUCAGAAUGCUGGGAGAGUGCUGGAUAGAUUUAGGUUUCCUUUCUUUUUUUAGGGCCUCAGUCUGCUAUCUCCUUUGGUGGCCACCACCACUCACUCCCUUGAUAUCUUCUACUCCCUUGCCUUCAUUAUGCUUAAGACUGAGAAGGGAGUUAGAUUUUGUCACUAGCUCUUCUUUUUCCUCACCGUCUACCCCACCAAACAAGAUUAGUUCAAGUUAAAAAGAACCUACUGGAGGUAAACUGGGAGGGCAAGUGUUGGAUCUGGGCUGGUCCCUUUCCCAUAUAAUUAGGUCCCUGGUUAUAUGUUCCCAUAGCACCCCAUAGUUCCUCUUUCAGAAUAAUCAUUUCCCUUGUAAUGCUCAGCAUCUGUAUCCUGCUUGACUGCAAACUUGCUGAAGGUAGGGAUUGUUUGUCUUGGACUUCGCUGCCAGUCCUUAGAACAGUGUCUGGGACACGGUGUGUUCUCAAAUAUUUGUUGCUGGAAUAAAUGAAUGAACUAAA
Messenger RNA from Macaca mulatta (Rhesus monkey), 4278 nucleotides. The record is from RefSeq and is a predicted model, not a curated record. Lineage: Eukaryota; Metazoa; Chordata; Mammalia; Primates; Cercopithecidae.